AUGCAGUCGAGCCGGAACACCUGGUGGGGGGCGGUGGCCAAGGCCGCCGUUCGGCACCGCCAAAGACAGGCGGUGACGAGUUCGAAUGUGGUGCAGCGGAUGCUGAGGUCGGGCUGGAGAAGGGAGCGGAGGGCUGAGAUCUCGGCUGGACCGAAGAAGAAUGAGCGUUGGACGAGGUUUUUGAGUGGGAUGGGAUCUCUAGCGUCGGGCAAGGGGUCGUACUCGCGGUGGACGUGGGUGACUCGAGGUGGGUCCCGUGCGCUGAGGAGGUGUCGGUCCCAGACUGGGAGGAUGGAGGGGCGCUGGGCCCCGAGGGCUAGCUCGCCGAUGGCAGACGUAAACUGGAAGAGACCCGUGCCGUCGAACAUGGUGUGGUUGAAGCGGAGGGCGAAGAUGAAGCCUCCACAUUUGAGGCGACACUGGAGUGUAAAGCCAGGACAGACUCACUCCUUCACGGAGGAAAGAGUCCUGCGCCUUCUCUCCCCAGCAAAUAAAGGAGAUCCCCCAAGCAUUGGUCAAUUGGCAUGCUUGCCGGAGGUGGAAUAUCAACGGACAACCGAUGACUCCGCCAGAGCCUGGGGCAUCGUAAAGCAGCUCUUCAAAGCAAUUGAACGGCGGCUGAGGGCUGACUCCAAACUCCUCAAGCGACACGUCAGCAUCAGCCUCGAUGAACAAAGCUCCUUCACCAGUGCACUCCACCACCAGUUUCCUGCCGCUGAACUCUCUCAGCCGCCCUGCCAAUGGGUAAUAGUAAACCAACGCCCUUGA
Messenger RNA from Striga asiatica, 768 nucleotides. The record is from the annotation of a GenBank genome assembly. Lineage: Eukaryota; Viridiplantae; Streptophyta; Magnoliopsida; Lamiales; Orobanchaceae.